Molecule: messenger RNA, 927 nt
Organism: Chelonoidis abingdonii (Abingdon island giant tortoise)
Lineage: Eukaryota; Metazoa; Chordata; Testudines; Testudinidae
Product: olfactory receptor 6E1-like
Biological process (GO): G protein-coupled receptor signaling pathway
Cellular component (GO): membrane
Molecular function (GO): olfactory receptor activity; G protein-coupled receptor activity
Source: RefSeq, a predicted model, not a curated record
AUGAAGAACCAGAGCACCAUGGUGGAAUUCAUCAUCUUGGGCCUGUCCAACAGCCGCCGUUUAAACACCGCCCUGUUUGCGGUUCUAUUAGUUAUCUUCCUGUUGACGAUAAUGGGUAACAUCACUGUUGUCAGCCUCUCCCUGGUGGACCAUUGCCUCCAAUCGCCCAUGUAUUUCUUCCUCAGGAACUUCUCCCUCUUGGAAAUCUGCUUCAGCUUAGCCAUCAUGCCCAGGUUCCUCUAUAGCCUCCUGACAGAGAGAAAAUCUAUUUCCCUCCCUGGUUGUUUCCUUCAGUUGUUGUUGUUCUUCCUCCUGGGCACCUGUAUAUUUUUCCAUGUGGGUAUGAUGUCCUUUGACCGCUACAUGGCUAUCUGCCAUCCCUUGCGCUAUGGCACCAUCAUGAAUGGCAGGGUCUGCUUCCAGUUAGUGCUGGGCUGCUGGGUGAUGAGUUUUCUAUUGUGCUUUCCUCCAACGUUUAUGGUUGUGCUGUUACCAUUCUGUGGCCCCAAUGUCAUAAACCACUUCUACUGCGACACGGCCCCAUUGCUCCAACUCUCCUGCAGGGAUACAGGACAUAUUGAGGUGAUGAUCUUGGUUUCAGCAACAGUUAUCUUACUUGGUACUUUAACAGUCACUAUCAUUUCCUAUGGCUGCAUCAUCUCCACUAUCAUGCGCAUCCCGUCCACCACAGGAAGGAAAACUUCUAGUCCUAAAUUCAAUGGACUGAAACCACUGGUCAUUGUCCUCUUUAGAGCAGCCUUUCAUGUAUUUAAAGAUUGUUCUCAAGUCUCUCCUCUGUCUUCUUUUCUCAAACUGAAUAGGCCUCGUUAUUUUAACCUUUCCCACAGGUCAGGUUUUCAAAUCUUGGUAUCAUUUGGUCUCUCCUCUGGACUCUCUCCAAUGUGUCCACAUCUUUCUUUUAAGUGA